This is a messenger RNA of Exophiala oligosperma, 1746 nucleotides long. RefSeq names its product di-trans,poly-cis-decaprenylcistransferase. Lineage: Eukaryota; Fungi; Ascomycota; Eurotiomycetes; Chaetothyriales; Herpotrichiellaceae. Gene Ontology annotation, cellular component: endoplasmic reticulum; lipid droplet; dehydrodolichyl diphosphate synthase complex. The transcript has a single exon. The coding region runs from base 281 to 1579 and encodes 432 amino acids. Gene Ontology annotation, molecular function: ditrans,polycis-polyprenyl diphosphate synthase [(2E,6E)-farnesyl diphosphate specific] activity. The record is from RefSeq and is a predicted model, not a curated record.
CCACGACCAUUGCGUGUGCUGCCGAGUAUGUACAAGUACUGACUUUAGGUAUUAACCUACAAUAGAUUGUUGCCUGCAGAGUACUCUUCAGCUGGAUCCUUACAUUCUUUGUUGAUUGCUCUCGACCGUGUCCUCCUGUCCAUUCUCGAGUUCUCUAUGCCACUCUUUCUCUAUACCUAGGAUCCUCCUCGUACGGGCCUCGCCCUUUUCUUGGGCACACCCUCUCUGCCUGCCCUCUCUGUCCGAAGAGACCUUCGACCCGACUCAAAACGACGACAUAAUGACCUCCAGACACAUGUCCCACCUUCGCCGGUGGCUCAUGUCUUCGCCUCCCGCAGAGUGGGCCCUGAACCAACUCCGGGAACUGCUCAUAGGCGCCCUGCGUCAAGGGCCGAUGCCGAAACAUGUGGCCUUUGUGAUGGACGGGAACAGGCGGUACGCCAAAACCCACAUGAUAGAGACGGUCGAAGGGCACAAUCUGGGGUUCGAGGCUCUGGCCAAGAUUUUGGAGGUCUGUUACAAGUCGGGCGUCACCCACGUCACCAUCUACGCCUUCAGCAUCGAGAACUUCAAGCGGACAAAGUACGAGGUCGACGCACUCAUGGACAUGGCCAAGAUCAAAUUGAAACAACUCGUGCAGCACGGGGAGCUGCUCGACCGGUACAGUGCCCGGAUACGGGUCCUCGGACAGAGGGAACUGAUCAAGCCUGAUGUUCUCGAGGCGGUGGAUCGAGCGGUCGAGCUGACGUCCCACAAUCGCGGAUGCGUGUUGAACAUUUGCUUCCCCUACACGAGCAGAGAAGAAAUCACGACGGCGAUCCGGGAUACCGUCGAAGAAUACUCGAUACCUCUACCGCCGGAACCGGAAGUGGCAAGAAGUCCUUUCAGGGAAGAGAGAAUAGCCAGUACGAUACGGACACAGCAGCAACGACAACAAGACCGCCAACACCAGAAAAUCAUCUCGGAGCAGGCAAAGUCCUCUUCAUACCUCCAACCGCCACAUAUGCGAGGGUUACAGUCGCAAUCACAAUCGCCGUCAUCCAGUUCGAGCACGACUUCGUUAUCCUCGUACUCGCAUUCCGAUCAGGAUCACGAACACGAACUCGACACGUCGUCCGUAUCUACCUCGACAACGUUACAUCAGGACGACAACGCCACCACGACCAGUUCACCACCACCCGAGUUCACUUCGCUUUCCCCCGAAACCAAACCACAGUCGCCGUCGUCUGGUGAGCAUCAGACUCAGUCUUCGACAACGUACCCUUCCCCCGAGCUGAUCACUGCCGAAACACUCAAUUCCCACAUGUACACUGCCGACGACCCGCCUAUAGACUUGCUCGUCCGGACGAGUGGGGUCCUCAGGUUGAGUGAUUUCAUGUUGUGGCAGUGUACGCAAGACACCCAGAUCGUCUUUUUGGAUGUCUUGUGGCCGGACUUUGAUCUGUGGAGUUUCUUGCCUGUUUUGUGGGAGUGGCAGUGGCGUGUGAGAAAGACUCGAGCUGCUUUUGUUUCGGAGGAAGAGACUCGCGGUGAGAAAGAACGGGAAAGAAUGAAUGGUGUCAAGUUACGAGUUGGUUGAGGUCGACAUCGGAAGGGACGAGGCUCCUUUGGGAAGGUAGAGCAAAAGAUGACGGACUAAGUGGUCAAGAAUGCCUUGGUGUCUAGGUGUGUUGCUUGAAAUUCCAUGAGUACCCUUUCAAAGGUCAAGAUCGACCAACCUGUCAGAUUCGUCGAUCUCUUUCUUGC